UCCUGCCGCCAGCCGCAGCCGCCGCAGCCGCUCCAGCGCCGGCUCAGCGGGCGCGAGAAGCGCGAGAUGCAGCGCGAGAUCCUGGCCCUGCUGGGCCUGCCGGGCCGCCCUCGGCCGCGGCCCCGCGCGCGGCCCGCCUCGCUCGCCCCGUCGGGCGCCGCCCGCCAGCAGCCGCCCUCCGCGGCCCCGCUCUUCAUGCUCGACCUGUACCGCGCCAUGGCCCGCGAGGAGGACGACGACGACGGCGAGGACGAAGCGGCCCGCGGGCCCUGGAGCCCGGCCUGGGCGCGCAGCCCCUCGCGCACGAGGGCCGCCGACGGCGCCGACACCGUCAUGAGCUUCGUCAACCUGGUUGAACUGGACAGAGAUAUCUUCCACCAGAAGCCUUACUGGAAGGAAUUUAGAUUCGACUUGACACAGAUCCCAACAGGGGAGACAGUAACAGCAGCUGAAUUCCGAAUUUACAAGACGCAAAGCUUCAGUUGGCAUGUCAACAAAACGCUUCACAUCAGCAUAUAUGAGAUAGUUCAAGAACACCGUAACAGGGAAUCAGAGCUGCUCUUUUUGGAUCUUCAGGAUUUUCAAGCCAGGACAGAGGGCUGGCUGGUGUUUGAUGUUGCAGCUGCUAGCAACCAUUGGUUAUUAAACCGCAAAUACAACCUUGGUUUGAGACUUUAUGUGGAGACAGAGGACGGACAGAGUGUCGAUCCUGGGUUAGCAGGCCUCUUGGGCCGCCAUGGACCACGUUCCAAGCAGCCCUUUGUGGUGACGUUUUUCCGGGCCAGCCAAAACCAAGUCAGAGUCCCGCGAGCAGCCAAGCAGCUGAGGAAGAGGCCGCACAGGAAGGCAAACAACUUCCCACACGCGAAUCGGCUUCCAGGGUCAUUUGAUGAUGUCCAUUUUUCUGAAGGGAGGCAGGUAUGCAGGAGGCAUGAGCUGUACGUCAGCUUUCAACACCUGGGAUGGCUGGACUGGGUGAUUGCGCCACAGGGCUACUCAGCCUUCUACUGCGAAGGAGAAUGCGCCUUCCCCCUGGAUUCCUGCAUGAAUGCCACAAACCACGCCAUCCUCCAGUCUCUGGUCCACCUUAUGAAGCCUGAAGCCGUUCCCAAGGCCUGCUGCGCCCCCACCAAGCUCAGCGCCACCUCUGUUCUGUACUAUGACAGCAACAACAACGUCAUCCUCAAGAAACAUCGCAACAUGGUGGUGAAGACGUGUGGCUGCCACUGACGGCGUGCUAGACAUUGGGUUGCUUU
This is a messenger RNA of Elgaria multicarinata webbii, 1256 nucleotides long. Its product is annotated as bone morphogenetic protein 8B-like. The transcript has 7 exons. The coding region runs from base 67 to 1230 and encodes 387 amino acids. Gene Ontology annotation, cellular component: extracellular region. The record is from RefSeq and is a predicted model, not a curated record. Lineage: Eukaryota; Metazoa; Chordata; Lepidosauria; Squamata; Anguidae. Gene Ontology annotation, molecular function: growth factor activity; cytokine activity.